Molecule: messenger RNA, 1787 nt
Organism: Daucus carota subsp. sativus
Lineage: Eukaryota; Viridiplantae; Streptophyta; Magnoliopsida; Apiales; Apiaceae
Product: probable serine/threonine-protein kinase PBL19
Exons: 4
Coding region: 233-1525 (430 amino acids)
Biological process (GO): protein phosphorylation
Molecular function (GO): protein kinase activity; ATP binding
Source: RefSeq, a predicted model, not a curated record
AUUUUCUUGCUACCAUAUUUCGGGCAAGUCCUCCUUGCAUUCUUUUUCUAUAGCCUCUGCACUCGGUAACCAAUUUCGAAAAUACACCCCUCAAAUAUUUUAUUUUGUAAAGGUCAACAUAGACAUAAAACACAUCUUCAUUAAUUUCUAACCUUAUAUAUAUGUUUGUCCAAGUGUGUGAGUGUUACACUUGCUCAUUCUCAAGUUUGUUUCACUAGGCAGAGAGAAAGAAAUGAAGUGUUUUCACUACUUCAAGGAUAAAAGUAACAGAAGCCAAAGAUCAGAGCCUAUACUCAAGAACACAAGCAGUUUAAACAACUCAUCAAGUGUUUCUGCAGCUGAGAGGGUCAUCAAAUCUUCGGGCUCAACGUCUUCUCCCCGUGGCAUACCCGAAAUGUACGAAGAAAAGGCGGUGAAUUUGAGGGUGUUUACGUACUCGGAGUUGAAGCAAGCAACUAAUGAUUUUAGUAGGUUACUUAAGAUUGGAGAAGGCGGAUUUGGAAGCGUUUACAAGGGUACAAUCAAGCCUGUUGCAGGGAAGGGUGAGGGGAUUGAGGUUGCGAUUAAACAGCUCAACAGGGAUGGAUUUCAGGGUCAUAAACAAUGGGUUGCAGAAGUACAAUUCCUCGGUGUUGUGGAGCACUCAAAUCUUGUCAAAUUAAUUGGAUAUUGUGCUGUCGAUGGAGAAAGAGGAAUCCAGCGCCUGCUUGUAUACGAAUUUAUGCCUAAUAAAAGCCUGGAAGAUCAUCUAUUCAGUAAGGCAUAUACCACUCUGUCCUGGCCUAAGAGAUUACAGAUUGUGCUGGGAGCAGCUCAAGGAUUAGCUUAUUUGCAUGAAGAGUUGGAAGUACAGGUGAUAUUUCGAGAUUUUAAGGCAUCAAAUGUCCUGUUAGACGAGGAUUUCAUGCCGAAGCUUUCAGAUUUUGGGUUGGCCAGAGAAGGGCCAACUGGUGAGCAUACCCAUGUCUCAACAGAGGUUAUGGGAACAUUUGGUUAUGCAGCUCCAGAUUACAUUGAAACAGGACAUCUAACCAGUAAGAGCGACGUCUGGAGUUUUGGCGUGGUGUUGUAUGAAAUGUUAACCGGAAGGCGUUCAUUAGAGAGAAACAGACCUAAAUCAGAACAGCAGCUCCUGGAAUGGAUCAAACGUUAUCCAGCUGACAGUAAAAAAUUUGGUAUGAUAAUGGACCCGAGACUUGAAACUAAGUACUCCCUCACCGCAGCUCAGAAAAUUGCAAAGUUAGCUGACAGUUGCUUGGUGAAGAGCGCGAAGAAUCGUCCACUGAUGAGUCAGGUGGUUGAAAGUCUAAAACAAAUAAUACAGGUCUCAGGCGAAGGAAGCCCCUUUAGCAAAAAAAUUGAAUUCACCGAUUGUGAAGAAGUAGAACUGGCUGAUAAACAAAAGAAUCAGGGAGUAUCCGACUCAGCAAAACGGCGAAUAGCACACUUAGCUAAAUUAAGUGAACAUGUUGGUGGAAUCAGCAAAAGAGGGUUUAUGCUGAUGCAGAGAGCCAAAGUCACCUAGAGAGCUGUUUCGUCGAGGGGCCUGAGUUGUGCACAUAUGGUAACUGAUUGCGUUAUCGACCACGGAGUUGAAGGCAAAGGUUCUAUGAGGUGAAGGUUAAACUUGUAUGAGUAGUUCUAUGCCAUGAAAAAGCAAAACUUGACAAAUAAAACUGUGGUCUUGUUAUUCAUUUGUACAAGUAAUAUCAGGAGAGUUGGGUCAAAGGCCUGUGUUCUUCUGGAUAUCCUACAUAGUUCAGAUAUGAAUUUCCGAUUAAUAACAA